AUGGGAAAGUCCAAGAACAGCAAGAAAGGGAGCCAAAAUGGGGACCGGAACUUAGUCAAGCAACGCAUUCGAGCUGCUCUUGACCGAGACAACAAGGACAAAUUUAUUGGAAACAAUCGGGAGCUCGUCGUCUAUGUCCGAGGACUGAUUCUUGGGCUGGCCGUACAGGAUCCUCUGGUGGUUUUUCCGUUGGACGACCCAAUGGAGGAGACUAAUUUUUUCAAUUGGUAUUGUGAUUUUACUUUCGAGGUCGAGCCCCGUUUACGACUGGAAUUACAUCCUCUGGCUAAAGUGUGGGCCAUUGCGGUUGAACUUCUAGGCCACCAGUGGACCGACCCCGACACGACAACGAUAGUAAUGGAAGUGGCUGAGCGUCGCUCAGCAGCCAAGGGCCGAAAACGUGAGCGUGAUCUGGACCCAUCAACGGAACAAAAACCAGCUCCAAUUGACCCUCGCUCUCCUGUGCGAGGGUUCUUUCCGGAUGCCACCCCAAAACCAGUUCGCGACUCUGUUGCCCCCAAUAAGGAUGAUUCGGUGAUGAUGGACACAACGGGUCCAUCGGUAAUUAGCCCCACCAAUAAACCAGUCAACGGCGACUUUUCUUAUUGGUCCGACAACGAUGGGUCGGAGUCCGUUGAGUCGGCUCCAGACUUUUCGGCACCAUCAAAUUCGGACCAACCUCCUACUGAAGUGGUUGCGGGAAAGUCACCUGCCCCAGCUCAGCGGGCCAACGACCCCCCGGCAACAGUAUUGAUCGACUCUCACUUGUCAAAGACUGAGCCUCCCAACACUCCUCGCCUCACAGAAGAAGGCUGCUAUUUGGACCAAGUACCUCUCUGA
Molecule: messenger RNA, 840 nt
Organism: Cylindrotheca closterium
Lineage: Eukaryota; Bacillariophyta; Bacillariophyceae; Bacillariales; Bacillariaceae
Source: the annotation of a GenBank genome assembly